Messenger RNA from Amaranthus tricolor (Joseph's coat), 6183 nucleotides. RefSeq names its product GLABRA2 expression modulator-like. The record is from RefSeq and is a predicted model, not a curated record. NCBI's taxonomy places the organism in Eukaryota, Viridiplantae, Streptophyta, Magnoliopsida, Caryophyllales, Amaranthaceae. The coding region runs from base 256 to 1083 and encodes 275 amino acids. The transcript is spliced from 4 exons.
GUCACGAGCCCUUAAAACGGUUAAAAACUUGAAUCCCCUUGAUUCAAAUAUUAGGUUGAGGCGGAGAUGACCCGAUUCAACGGUCAAUUCCAGAGAAAGCAAAAAGGAGCAAACGACAUUUGUCAACAUCAUUCAUGGCUUUACAAUUUCAAUGGGAAACCAAGGGAACUGAAGAAGCUACCAAAGCUUCUUGCUAUUCCUACUCCGUUUUCUUGAUCCCGUAAUCCCCCAAUCACUUCGCUUCGAUUCACAUUCAUGGAAUCAAAUCAACCCGCCGAUGAUUCAAAUCAAGCCGCUCCAUUAGAGGAAGUAUCAUUGCUUCAAGAGAAGGAUCUCGUAGAAGAACCUAAACAGUCGCCGGAAUCUACACCCGACGAAAAUGGAUCUCCGGAAGGAAAAUUGAAAUCGCCGAAAUCGGUAAAGUGGAGCGAACAAUUGGUAUCUGAGUCUUCUUAUACACCUUCAAUUGAUUUUAAUACUUCGCCCAAUCCUUCCAUCCCGUCUAAUCCUUCCUUUAAAGAAAGGAUGGAUACUAUUAAAAAUUUGUUGGGAAGAUGGGGAAGUAAUGUUAAAAAUGCAGCUAAAAAAGCUGAGGAUUUUUCUGGCAAUACUUGGCAACAUUUGAAAACAAGUCCUAGUUUUGCUGAUGCUGCCAUGGGAAGACUUGUACACAGCACUAAAGUCCUAGCUGAGGGAGGCUAUGAAAAUAUUUUUCGUCAAACAUUUGACACAAUGCCUGAAGAACUUCUUCAGGAUUCCUACGCUUGCUACUUGUCUACUUCAGCUGGCCCAGUGAUGGGAACAUUAUACAUAUCUACUGCCAAGCUUGCCUUUUGCAGUGAUAAUCCUCUUCCCUACAAAAAUGAUGAUCAGACUGAAUGGAGUUACUAUAAGGUCAUCAUACCAUUGCAUCAGCUUAAAGCGAUAAACCCUUCCUCAAGCGGAGUAAAUCAAGCUGAGAAAUAUAUCCAGAUUUUAUCUGUUGACAACCACGAGUUUUGGUACAUGAGUUUCUUGAAUUACGAUAAUGCUGUGACUGUUCUUCAAGGAGCAUUGCAGUCCUCGGAUUUGCAAUCUGUAUGAAGCGUCUCUACACUCUAUUAAUAACGAUGAAGCCUUAUCCACAUUUUAGUUUGUGAUUCAAACAAAGAAAGCUUAGUGCCGUGUCCUGCUCUGCUUGUAGAACAUCAGCAGACCCGUCCAGAUAAGUAGCAGUAUUCUUACAUCUAUCUCCUCGACUUUUCUUGCACUUGUGAUCUCAGGUUUCACAACAAAGUAGUUUUUUUGAUUAGUAUGUUGUACCGAUUAGUGUGUUGCGUAAUGUCCUUCGGACUGACAACAAUGUGAAAGGAUUGAGAGCUUGAAUCGGCUUGCUUAUGGGGAUUUAUAGUCCAUUACUUAUAAGAAGCUAGCCAAUCCAAGCUCUCAGAGCUUUCGCUGCCCCUACGGUUGUGAACCUGUGAUUAAUAGAAAAUUAUUGCUCUGAAAAUAUAUUUGUCGACUCUUUCUUUUGUAGACUUUUUUUAGUUAAAUUUGAUCAUGAUCAUGAUCCUGAUCAUCCACUUAGUAGUUUUUGCAACAUGAUCAUUAUUCAUGAAACCAUUUGUGAACUUUACUCUCUUGGGUUAACAAGUUUAUUCUCAUCUGUUUUCCCUUGUAUGGUUGCAAUAGACCAUCCUCAUUUACCCUCUUAACUAACUUCCUAAUUUGAUGCUCUUUUCUUUACACUAUGUUUGGCUGUAAAUUUAAUUUAAGCGGAAAAGAAAAAAGAGGAUGUGGAAGGAAGGGAAGAGAACGUAGUUACUACUCGUUUGGUUAGCGCUACUAAAUGAUGGUAAUGGGAAUGAUUUAUAGUGUAAAAUUUCAUUAAAAGUUUCAUGUCAUUCCCAUGGUGAUAAAAUUUUAAUCACAAAAAAGUUUUUUUUAUUUACAAAUUUUCAUUAGCACCUCUCCUAAUCUCUCAAUGGUUAUGCAUUGGAAUAAAUUUUACAAAUGAGAUGAUUGAAGUUGGACAAGCAUGGCUAUCAAGGUAGUCAAGAGAUUUUUCAACAAAAAUUACACUAGUUUUUGUUCUCAUUACUAUCAUUUAAUAACACCUACCAAAUGGGGCGUUAUUGUUUGUUUAGAAAGGAAGGACAAGAGAAGGAAGAGAAAUAUCAUUUUUCUUUGAAAAGACUGAUUAAGAAAACUUAAAGACUUUAAUGCUUUAUGCUUCAAAUUAUUUCCUUCCAAAUCCCCUUUCGAAAUUGUUAUUCAAUUAAAAAAGAUUAUAUCCUUUGUCAUAUAUUAGUUAAAGGGUUAUUUAGUUAGGUUAGGGAAUAGGAAACUAGUAUAAAUAAGAAGGGGAGUAGAGAAACAAGGGAAGAAUAUUUGUAUAUGCAUUUAGUGGGUGUUAUGCUCGUGUCUUAGGUAAACGUAAGCCUCUCAAAAGCUUGUAAUCCUAUCUUUAAUAAUACAAGAUUCAUUUACAUUCACACAUUAAUUACGUAGCUCAUACAUUUUCAUGUUACUUUGCUACUAUUUGGCUUAUCACAAAUUCUUAAAUGAGAUAGGUGGGGUGUUUUGCAAUUGGCUGUUGGUUUUUUUUGGUUUGUUCGACCAGUUGAAAAUAUUGGCUUUUAAGUUAGCUGAAAAGACUAGCUAUUUGUGGAGAUGUUUGGUGAAUUUAAGUAUUGACUGUUAGCUAUUUAUUAGAGAAAAAAUGAGCCAAAAAGCCAAAAGCCAAAAGCCAACCAAGAAAGCUAGAUGGAGCAGUUUUUUAUUUUGGCUUAAAAGCCAGCUUUUCAGCUGCUUUAAAAGCUAUUUACCAAACAAGUUUUUUUGGCUGUUUGACUAACCAACAAAUCAAAAAUCAAAAGCCAAAAGCCAACCAAAAAGCUAAGAACCAAACACCCCCUAGUCUCAUGGUGAGACUCUAGGGCAGGCCCAUAUACCCUUCAAAAAUAUUAUUUAAAAUUCUCCCAACUCACUUAUUAUAGAAAAUAACGGUAAAUAUUUAGGUUUUACUAAUUACUUCCUAUUAUUAAGGAAGGUUAUUAGGUUAUUUUUAGGAUUAGAGUAUUUUUAGAAAAGUUAGUUUUUUCUUCCGGUUAUUUUUUUGUAUAAAUAGAGCUUGUUAUUCUUUUUCUUAGUAAUGUGAAUAUAAUUCAAAAAUUAAAAUCUCUCUUAAAUUCUAUUUUUCAUGGUAUUAGAGCCUAUGGUUUGAAAUUGAUAAAGGAAAUUCAAAAACCCAGACCACAGUUUCAUCACAUACCAAAAAUGAGUGCAAAAAAUAGUUUUGGAGACAAUCAAGAAAACCAACAAUCGAAUCCAAUGGAUCAAUUGUUGCAAAUCUUACAACAAUUAAACAAACCAAAUCAAAAUUCCAAUGAAUCCUUCAGUCAGAACGUGAUACUUACCGAAAAACUUAACAACCAAAAUUAUAUGAAUUGGUCAAAAUUGAUGUAUUUGGCCAUUAAUGGAAAGAGGACAACUCAAUCAUAUCACUGUCGAUUCUCCUUCCGUAACUGAUCCGGAGUAUACCAAGUGGAUACAAAAAGAUUCUUUGGUAAUUUCUUGGAUUAUAGAAAAUAUUCAUUCGGAUCUUGUAAACCAAUUUCUGGAUUAUACAACAGCUAAAGAUUUAUGGAAAGGCAUAGAGGCCUUAUAUAGCUAUGGAAGAGAUGGUCUUCAGAUCUUUGAUUUAACAGUCAAACCUACAACUAUAAAACAAAGGAAAGAUUCCAUUGAAGUUUUUUAUGGAAAAAUGAUUUCGAUCUGGAAGGAGAUAGAUAGAAGGAUCCCAAAUCCAAUGACCUGUGAUAAGGAUAGGACUACAUAUAAUGUGUUGGUGCAACAAAAAUGUUAAUAUCAAUUCUUGGCUGGUAUUAAUGAGAACCUUGACAAAGAAAAACGAGAUAUUCUUAAUCAAGAUCCUUUACCAUCCGUAGAGGCUGCUUAUGCACAAAUUAGAAGGGAGAUUUUUCGAAGGAACAUCAUAAGUGGUACAUCUAUACCAAGGACGACAUUAAUCGAAAUCGGGUCAGGCUUAAUUUCAUAAAGAAGCUAGAAAACAAUAAUUUUAGAAAGGAAGAUAAGAGGCACUUAAAGUGCUCUCACAGUGGUGGAUCCAAACACACAAAGGAGGGAUGCUUCAAAAUCUCGAAUUGUGGUUGGAAAAUAAAAAACGAUUCAAGGAUACUAACUCGAAAACAACAAAAAAGGAAGACUACAAAGCCAAGGCACAUAUGAUGGAGUGCAAAGAGGAUAUCACAAAUGUAGAACCUGGAAAUAAAGGAGGUAACAUUUGAUUAAAUUCCUUUAAAAUUCUAGGUGCUUUUAAUUCAAAGUUAAAGAAAACUAAGCAAGAGGAAAAUAAAAAUAUAGUAAAGUGUCAUAAUAUGUUCAAAUGCCUUUAAGAGGAAGGAAAUGGUUUUUCUUCCUCCUCACAUAAAGAUUUCGAGCAUCUUCAAGAGGAAGGAAAUAUUCUUUCUCCUCACAUGAAGCGGUUCAAGUAAAGGAUACUAGAUCCGAAAAACAAAUCAAGAAUGUAAAACAAACUAUUAAAAAAAAAAACUUGAUACUAAAUCCAAAUAUCAAAUCAAGAAGGAAAAACAAGUUAUUAAAAAUAAUUUUGAUUAUCUUCUUGAGGUAGCAAAUGGUAGUUCAUCUCAAAAGAAGUUUAUCAAACUUUGAAAAUAAAACCAAAAAUUAUUUCAUGUACUCUACUUGAUGAAGAAGCUACUAACUCCAUUAAAAGAAGUAAUAGCUCAAAUGGUUUAGUAGAGAUAAAGAAGGGAAUCAAUCAUCUAAUUCAUGUAGCAAGGAAAAUGAAAAAUGUUGAAGAAAGAAUGGGGAAGGGGAAUAGAUGGGGACGGAUGCUGUUAGCAGCUAUUAUGAAGUUGGGAGUCUUGGGACAGCUGCUUAUUGUGAGGGAAAGGAGAGUUUCAUUUUAAACACUAAUAAUUCCCUAAGUUCUCCUUCUUUUAUAGGCAAAAUAAAACCCACUUGUGGGAAUUGGGUUGCACCGAAAAUAAGACCCAAUUGCCCCACUAUACCAGUUGCAAAUUGUGGGAAUUGGGCAGCUUAAGGACCCAUUGUUUCGGCCCAUAUUAAUGCUGAAAUGGGUGAUAAUUGUUGUGGGAAUUGGGCUGCUAAAGGACCCACUAUUUCGGCCCAAAAAAGUAAUAUUCAAGGGCUCUAUUUUUUGUUCUAUACAAGGCCAAAAAGUUUCUAAAGAGUUGACUCAUUUUUCUCAAUUAAAUGGGCAUGUUGAUAAAAAAAAAAUGGAUUUUUAAUAGUGGUGCGACAGAUACGAUGACAAAUGAUCUUAAUGAUAUUAAAAAUAUUAAAUCUACGCGGCGAACUCAUAUUCAAACAGCUAAUGGAGAGUGUGUUAAAGUAGAAAAAGUAGGGUCUACCGAAGUAACAUCAAACUUGGAACUUAAAAAUUGCCUUUUCAUUCCAAGUUUAUCACAUAAACUACUCUCUAUUAGUCAACUUACAAAAGAACUGAAUUGUUGUGUGCUCCUUUUUUCUGGUGGAUUUUAUGUACAGGAGAUUCCGACGGGGAAGAUUAUUGGGCAUGGUACUGAGAUAGGUGGCUUAUACUAUGUUAAUGAACUUGCCCAACACGGUAGUGCUAUGCUUACAUACACGUCUGAUGCACAAAAGAUUCGCAUGUGGCAUAAGCAUUUGGGUCAUCCCUCUUUAAGAUAUUUGAAACGUCUUUUUCCAUCUAUUAGUUUUAAAAAUUUCUCAUUAGAUUGUGAAUCAUGUGUGCUUGUUAAAAGUCAUAGACAUACUUAUACAUAUAGUUCAUCUCAUUCUGAUAAACCAUUUAUGUUAGAUACAUUCUGAUGUUUGGGGCCCAGUGUCAAAUACUACUAUACAUGAAUAUUCUUACGUUGUGUUGUUUAUUGAUGACUGCACACGGAUGAGUUAGGUAUAUUUUCUGAAACGAAAAAAAUCUAAGGUGUUUAAUAUUUUGUGAAAGUUCUACAAGAUAAUUCAGACACAGUUUUACAAACAAAUUCAUAUCUAUGAUCUGAUAACGGAGGGUAAUAUAUGAAACUUGAUAUGAAAGAGUUUAUAACUUCUAAUGGUCUUAUUCAUCAAACAUCGUGUUUUGGCACCCCACAACACAAUGGAGUCAUCGAAAGGAAAAAUCGUACUCUUCUUGAAAUGGCAAGAACCUUGAUGUUC